This is a messenger RNA of Seriola dumerili (greater amberjack), 2946 nucleotides long. It is a transcript of the gene dync1i1a, whose product is annotated as dynein cytoplasmic 1 intermediate chain 1. Bases 271 to 2259 code for a protein of 662 amino acids. Gene Ontology annotation, cellular component: cytoplasmic dynein complex. Gene Ontology annotation, molecular function: dynein heavy chain binding; dynein light chain binding. NCBI's taxonomy places the organism in Eukaryota, Metazoa, Chordata, Actinopteri, Carangiformes, Carangidae. Gene Ontology annotation, biological process: transport along microtubule. The transcript is spliced from 18 exons. The record is from RefSeq and is a predicted model, not a curated record.
UCCGCCUAGGGAUGUAUCGGCGUGCAGUGCACCUGUUUUAUGUUGUAUUCGGGUCAUCGACCGCUGAAAUGCUGUGUUUUAAUCAGUGUCAUCAAUAGCCACACGAAAAGGUUGAAAAGACCUAUUCGGUGGUAGCCGAACGGCCUCGACUCAGUGUGAUUCAGGUGGAGGAUGUGCUGAUUUCCUUCGGGGUGCAGCAGUGAGACAGCAUCUUUACCGGGUGACACAUCAUUAUCAAUACGAGUGGACAAGCCCCCCCCAUACAACACCAUGUCGGACAAAAGUGACCUAAAAGCAGAGCUUGAGCGCAAGAAGCAGCGCCUCGCCCAAAUCAGGGAGGAAAAAAAGAGAAAGGAGGAGGAGAGGAAGAAGAAAGAGACAGAGAGCCAACAGAAGGCAGAGGUGACCCCAGAGGAUUCAGACUUAGACCGUAAGCGCAGAGAGACCGAGGCCCUCUUACAGAGUAUUGGCAUAUCACCGGAGCCUCCUCUAGUCCAUUCUUUGCAGCCUUUAAUGUUAGAUUCAUGUUACUUUCAUUAUUUAGUCCCGACCCCUGUGUCCCCCUCCAAAUCAGUGAGCACACCCAGUGAGACAGGGAGCCAGGACUCAGCUGAUGGCGGGGCAGCAGGCAGGUCAGGUUUCUCUAAAAACAAGUCCCAAGCACAGAGCACAAGGACUCUGCAGUGGGACACAGACCCCUCUGUGCUGCAGCUGCAGGCUGAUUCUGAGCUCGGGCGGAGGAUGCAGAGGCUGGGGGCCUCUAAGAUCACACAGGUAGACUUCCUUCCCAAAGAGGUGGUCUCUUACAGCAAAGAGACACAGACGCUCACCGCCCACCUGUCUGAAGUAGAGGAGGAAGAGGAAGAUGAGGAGAUGAUGGAGGCGAAGCCAGGCCCCGAGUCAGAGCAGCAGGAUGAAGACGACAACAGGGAAAACAAAGAUGGCACGUUUCCGGUGCUUAGGGAGCUGACAGAAGAGGAGAGGCAGCAGAUCCUUCACUCCUCUGAGUUUCAGAGUUUCUUUGACUGCAGCAUCCGAGUGAUGGAGAGAGCUCUGGCUGAAGACAGCGACAUCUUCUUCGACUACAGCGGCCGGGACCUGGAAGACAAAGAGGGAGACUUGGGUAGCGGCUCCAGUCUCUCUUUCAGUAGACUCUUCUAUGAUGAACACUGGUCGAAACAUCGUGUUAUCACCUGUCUUGACUGGUCUCCUCAGUACCCUGAGUUGCUGGUCGCCUCCUAUAACAAUAAUGAAGAUGCUCCUCAUGAACCGGAUGGUGUUGCCCUGGUGUGGAACAUUAAGUUUAAGAAGGCCACACCUGAAUACAUCUUUCACUGUCAGUCCCCGGUGGUGUCUGUGGGCUUUGCCAGGUUUCAUCCCAACCUGGUGGUGGGGGGCACUUACUCAGGGCAGAUUGUACUGUGGGACAACCGCAGUCACCGUCGGACCCCUGUUCAGAGGACUCCCCUGUCUGCUGCUGCACACACUCACCCAGUGUACUGCGUGAACGUGGUUGGCACCCAGAAUGCCAACAACCUGAUCACUGUGUCUACAGACGGCAGGAUGUGCUCCUGGAGUCUGGACAUGCUCUCCCAGCCACAGGAGACCAUGGAACUAGUGUACAAUAAAUCCAAACCGGUGGCGGUGACAGGCAUGGCCUUUCCCACAGGAGACGUUAACAACUAUGUGGUGGGGAGUGAGGAGGGCACUGUCUACACUGCAUCCAGACAUGGCAGUAAGGCAGGUAUCUGUGAGAUGUUCGAGGGCCACCAGGGGCCAGUGACGGGCAUCAGCUGUCACAGCGCAGUGGGCACCGUGGACUUUUCCCACCUCUUCAUCACAUCCUCCUUUGACUGGACUGUCAAACUCUGGAGCACCAAGCACAACAAGCCUCUGUACUCGUUUGAGGACAACGCAGACUAUGUGUAUGAUGUCAUGUGGUCACCUGUGAACCCUGCGAUCUUUGCUGCUGUAGAUGGCAUGGGCCGCUUAGACCUGUGGAACCUCAACAACGACACUGAGGUACCAACUGCUAGCGUGACCAUUGAGGGUGCAUCAGCCCUGAACAGGGUCCGCUGGUCUUCAGGAGGGAAGGAAGUGGCUGUGGGUGACUCAGAGGGCAGAGUGUGGAUCUACGACACUGGAGAGCUGUCGGUGGCUCACACUGAUGACUGGGCGCGCUUCGCCCGCACGCUUAUGGAGAUCCGUGCUAACCGGGCGGAUGGCGAGGAGGAGGGGCCUAUGGAGCUGGCUUCAUAGAACAGGACUCCAAACCAAAGUGGAGUGAAUCAGAGACCUGGUGUGCUUUUAUUGGUGUCACUGUAGCAUGUGCUUCUCACUCAGAUUUGUGUUUCUCCACCUUCAUGUUCAUGUUCCUGUCUGGUCCAAAGAAGACCACACUUUUAUUGUACUUUUUGCAUUUGCUCUCCUGUAAAUGCAAACUGUCUAUUAAUGGGUAAACUGUUGACUUCUACUAAUUUGUCCUGUCUUAUUUAUUCGUUUAAUGAAUUAAGGUGAUUUGUUGCUUGCAACUCGUGAGCCUACAGUAUAUACAAAGUGGCAGCCUUAUGAAGAUAUGUGUACUGUAACGACGCUUUGCACUACCGUGAAAAUAAAGCAGGGUCCAUAGAGUAGUCACGUAUUGUUUACAAAAUGUCACGUUCACUUUCUGUUGUGCUUCUUUUCUCUGUAUUAAACCUGCAUGCAACACAUUCCUGAAAUAUUCCAGAUGGAGUUAGUGUGGUGACGUUUUCACACGUGGGGCUUUGUGGCUGCUCGAUGUCAGUAUUUCAGGGUGUCAGAAACAGAAAUCAAGUGUGGUUUUGACACUUUUGUCUUUUGUCCUGAACGAGAGCUACAACUGUAUAUUCUAACAAGAGGUAUAUUGUAAUGCAGAGUGCUUGCUGUUAAACCUGCUAUGUUUACCAUUAAAGCAUAGCUGAUGAA